AUUGAAAGGGGGUUCCGCCGCCAAUUACCAGGCGUACUUUAAUGCUCCACCGCUCUCCACAAAACUUAAACAACUCAAACACUCCACUUCACUCCCACCAACACUUCUUCUCUUUCAACUCAACAACAAGCGACAAUGCCUCAAGACCUUCCUGGGUUCUAUUAUGAUGCCGAGAAGAACCGGUACUUCCCCAUCAAAGGUCCCAUUCCCGGCACUUCUCGUCCUCGAAUUCCUUCUGCUUCAUCUCAGAACCCACUUUCAAACUCUACCCAGCCAGCCAAGUCACUUCGGACUGGUGAAAGAACUUCGAAAUUGCUUCAGGUCAGGGAGUUGAAUGGUAAUGUUCUGUCUCUCACUAAAGGGAAGCGUAAGUUUAAGGAGGAAUUUCAAAAGAAACUAGUUUCACAACCUGUGGUUCUCAAGUAUCAAGGAACAAGACAUAGAGCUGAUGCUGCUUUACAGCCGAUACAUGUUAAAUUAAACACAUCUACGGGUCAAAGGGAAAUUGACGCUGUAUUAGCAGGCAGUAUAAAUGGCACUUUGAGUUUGUUUGGAGUUGGAAAAGUUGGACAACAUUUUGAUACUGGAAUAAAUUUCCUUCCAGAUCGUGUGGGGCCUCGUGUUAAAGAAAACAAAGCAGAAAGUUAUAAAGAAGCUGAGCAUAUUUGGAUACCUGAAGGAGCUUCAAUACUAAUGUCAUCUCGUGUAUCUUCUAUAAAAUUGCCUAGAAAGUACUCUUCUUGUGAACUGGAUGAUGGUUUUAACUGCCGGCGUACAGUGGUAACUACUUUGGGAUCGGGGACACCUGGUGGAGCUAUAUAUGUUCUUAGUCUUGAUGAUCCAUUUGAAUUUCCCCCUGGGCUUUUUUCCAUUAGGCAGAGGAUGACUUCAGUUGCUUCUUUCAAUUGUACCAUAUGGACUGCAGAUUGCAACUCUAGUGCGAGCGAAGCAGUUGUUGGAACCAAUCGUGGUGCUGCUAUGGUCAAUUUGGAAACAGGGUCAACAUCAUGGGUGUGCUGUGGUAAAAGUGAUGUUUUUGCACAACAACUUAAUGAGUCGGGCAAGGUCAUUUUAUGCGGACUUAGAAAUGGAGCAAUUGUGACAGUUGAUGUUCGUGAGAGACCACAAGGGUCUGCUAGAAGACUUAUUAGACACCGGAUACCUUACUCACCUUUGAGAAAAACUGUUCAAAAUUCUAAUAAACAAUGGUUUGAGCUGAGUGGAAACAUUUGUCCUUCACGCACUGCUUUUAUGCCUUCGUCUAUUACCAGUUUGGUAUCAUUACGUUUCUACGAUCAAUACUUCUUGGCAAGUGCAAUGGAUGGAUCGGUUAUGCUUUAUGAUCAUCGCCUAAGUAAGAGAGGGCCCAUACAAUCAUAUGAAGGGCAUGCUAAUUCUCACACUCUGUUACAGCUUGCAGUAGACCAAUCUGAGAGAUUUGUUAUGGCAGGUGGAGAGGACUGCAACUUACGUAUUUGGAGUAUCAAAUCUGGAGAACUGCUCUUUCAAGAAAAGGUUUCUGAUUCAGCCCCAUCUACUGUGAGCUGGCGACUAGUCGAAAGGCCUCUUGGAAAUCCAGACGAAAAGCAAAGCCAAAAUGAGCUUCAGUUUGCGGAGAGCCUUAGAUGGGAAGCUUGGUUUGGAUCAGUGGAUGGACUGUACCACAUGGGUUGGCCUUGAUUCUUCCAUUAUCUUCAAGUAACAAUUAUAAACUAAAAAGCGUGCAGUUAGUCUUCAACUGGUGUUGCAAAGCAAGAAAUUAAAUUUAUUUUUUUUAACUUUUUCGAUAAUCCUAAAAUCCGCUGAUCAUACUGAAGCUCCCACUGAACCCCAAAAUCUAUGGGAAGUAGGAAACAAUAGAUUCUCACUUUGUAUAAAAUAAGAGAUUUUUGGUUAUGUCGUUGCCUGGAUUCUCAUUCUGUAGAAAGUGUUUAUAGGCUGAAAAAUUAGGCUAUGCAUAAGGUGAAACUUUUGAUUUCUAUUUUUAAUAUUUGAAAAUAUGUUUGAUGUAAUAUUGUAGACUGUGUUAAUAUUAUUCACAAGUUUUAUAUUACAUAUAUACGAUUUUACAAGUUUUACGUUAA
Messenger RNA from Pistacia vera, 2084 nucleotides. Its product is annotated as DDB1- and CUL4-associated factor 4. Lineage: Eukaryota; Viridiplantae; Streptophyta; Magnoliopsida; Sapindales; Anacardiaceae. The transcript has 13 exons. Gene Ontology annotation, molecular function: protein binding. The coding region runs from base 136 to 1680 and encodes 514 amino acids. The record is from RefSeq and is a predicted model, not a curated record.